This is a messenger RNA of Aegilops tauschii subsp. strangulata, 953 nucleotides long. Its product is annotated as MADS-box transcription factor 51. The record is from RefSeq and is a predicted model, not a curated record. Lineage: Eukaryota; Viridiplantae; Streptophyta; Magnoliopsida; Poales; Poaceae. Gene Ontology annotation, biological process: positive regulation of transcription by RNA polymerase II. Gene Ontology annotation, molecular function: protein dimerization activity; RNA polymerase II transcription regulatory region sequence-specific DNA binding.
UCCUCCCCCACGGUGCCGGACCCGAGCCAGAGUUCCCCUCCCCGCCUCGCACCGCCCCGUCACACUCCGUUACCCCUAACAACCACCGAGAUACAAAAACAGAGCGAGAGACGAGCGGCGGCCGGUGGGGAUGGCGCGGCGCGGGCGUGUUGAGCUGCGGCGGAUCGAGGACCGGACGAGCCGGCAGGUGCGCUUCUCCAAGCGCCGCGCGGGGCUCUUCAAGAAGGCGUUCGAGCUCGCGGUCCUCUGCGACGCCGAGGUCGCGCUGCUCGUCUUCUCCCCCGCCGGGAAGCUCUACGAGUACGCCUCCUCCAGCAUUGAAGGUACAUAUGAUCUCUAUCAGAGAUUUGCAGGAGCUGGAACGAACUUGAAUGGAGGCGAUGCAAGUAGCAACAAUGAUGGUGAUCCUUCAAACAUACAGUCAACGCUUAAAGAGAUCGCUUCCUGGUCUAUUCAAAACAAUGCUGAUGUCUCAGAUGCUAAUAAGCUAGAGAAACUGGAGAAACUCCUGACAGAUGCUUUGAGGAAUACAAAAUCCAAGAAGAUGUCGGCGCAACAAAAUAGCGGGGCAGGCACGAGUGGCGAGAACGCCAAUGGUCCUAGGGGAAAGAAGAAGCGAGGAAGGACUUGAGAGCAGUCAUGUGGUGUGUCUGCAUUUGGUACAAGCAAUGCUCUGUUCCUGAUGCAACACUCUUCCCCAGUUGGGUAUGAAAGAGUUGUCAGAGCUGCUGCUUGUAACGUGUAUGGCAGUAAGGGCAAAUUCAAUAAAAGGGUGGUGGGUUAACACUAAUUCAAUAAUAUGAUGUUUUACCUUUUGCCUUGUUCGAACUAUAUGUGAUAUUUAUGUGAAUCUAUCAGUCUGUUAUCAUCCUUCGCUAUUCCUAUCGUAUGGAACUGAGUGGUCUCUGUCAACAAAUAAAAUUGCAACUGAAUGGGAAAUCAGUUUAUGUGGA